GCGGUAGUCAUCCUGUCCAGUGAGCAUAUCAUUUUGAACUUUGAUUUGGUUGCCGUCCUCGUCAUGCCGGUCUUGCAAACGGUGAACGAUGCGGAUUUGUCAGCUAGCUCAGAGGACUGGUGCUAGAAAUAUGUUGCUUUCAUUUUCUCAGGAGCUGUUCAGUGUUCAUGUCCCGGGCAUUUGAUAUUUUCACAGGAGCUACAGCCGGUUGGAAAGGGUCAGAAGAACCGGCAGCCUAAGCCUAAACCUGCUCAGCCAAAGAAAGUCUUGCCCAAGAAGCGUCCAGCUGCAGCGAUUGAGAGUUCAGGCCACAACGAAGAUGCUGUGGCAGCCGAGGAGGUCGAGCCCAGGAAAUCUGCUUUGAGGAAGCGACCAGCUGCGAGAAAAAAACGAGUCAUCAGAGACUGGUCAGGCUGAGACUGGUCAGGAUGAAGCUGCAGAAGGGAUUUCAGACAAGCCUCAGCAGAUGGCGGAUGGACAGAAACUGUACGCUCCCAAUUACUACAAGCUUUCCAACCGCUGGGGCAUCAAGAUAGGCAAGAAAGAGGUUUGCAGUGUAGGUGGCAGCAUCUACCCCAAGGAGACAACGAAAGAAAUUAUCGACGUGGCCUAUGAGGAGUUGAAAAAGGGUGUUUCCAUUGAAAAGGUCCGAGCGAUGAUUGCCGAAAUGAAGAAUGCUUUGCGCGACAAGCUCUUGAAGAAGAAAGAUGCUGAGGCUGAGGUUGAACCUGAGCCAACAGGAGAAGCGACAGCUUCUCAUGAAGAGGGAGCCGAAGCUAUGGAGGAAGAAACGCAAACAGUAGAUCCUGAGAUUGAUCCCGAACAGGGGCCUGCUAAGUGAUGUGCUCAUUGCUGCAAGGGCUAGAAAAAAUAGAC
This is a messenger RNA of Durusdinium trenchii, 876 nucleotides long. The record is from the annotation of a GenBank genome assembly. NCBI's taxonomy places the organism in Eukaryota, Dinophyceae, Suessiales, Symbiodiniaceae.